Molecule: messenger RNA, 985 nt
Organism: Chiroxiphia lanceolata (lance-tailed manakin)
Lineage: Eukaryota; Metazoa; Chordata; Aves; Passeriformes; Pipridae
Gene: C1D
Product: C1D nuclear receptor corepressor
Exons: 5
Coding region: 168-614 (148 amino acids)
Biological process (GO): regulation of gene expression; maturation of 5.8S rRNA
Cellular component (GO): nucleolus; exosome (RNase complex)
Molecular function (GO): DNA binding; RNA binding
Source: RefSeq, a predicted model, not a curated record
GCUCUAAGUGGUAAAUUGUUAUAUUCCUGUUGAAAUAGACUUGAGGGAACCUUGAGACCUUGUUAGCUGUUGUAAGAGGAGUGUUUGUUUCAAAGACAAGAUACAGUUUGCACGUACAGGCCGUGGCUAAAGUAGUUCAGCAGCACUCUUUUGCCCUUAACAGAAAGAUGGAAAUGUCAGAGAUGAUAAUAGUUUCAGAAGAAUACCCCACUGAAAUUCAUGAUUAUCUCGCAGCAUUUGAAAAAUCUCUUGGUUCUGUAGAUGAGAUGCUGAAGACAAUGAUGUCCAUUUCCAGGAGCGAGCUUCUGCAAAAGUUAGAUCCUCUUGAGCAAGCAAAGCUGGAUUUGGUUUCGGUGUACACGUUGAAUUCCAUGUUCUGGGUAUACUUGGCUACUCAGGGAAUCAAUCCAAAGGAACAUCCAGUGAAACAAGAACUGGAGAGAAUAAGAACAUACAUGAACAAGGUCAAAGAAAUAACAGACAAGAAAAAGGCAUCCAGACUCGAUAAAGGAGCUGCUUCUAGAUUUGUAAAAAAUGCACUUUGGGAACCAAAUGCAGAAAAUGAACAUAGUUCCAAAACUCCUGCUAAAGGAAAAAAGAGAAAGAAGGACUAAAUCUUGGUUUUAUACAAAUUAGAGACACCUAGUACUUAUUUUGAAUUGCUUUGCAUACUGCAUGCACCUCACGGAGGUGCUGUAUAACAGAUUAACUUAUACUUAAGAAUUUUACAGGACUGUAUUUUGUCCAGAACACUUGUCACUGAGGCAAUUGCAUUGAAUGUGUAUCUAAAAGUGCCACUGGGUGCAUGUUUGAGUGACAUCUCAUUACCCAGAUGAUAAAGACCUGACAUACACUUGCUGGUAAUAAAUACUAGUGAUGUUUUGCUUAUAAUACCUGUGAAUUACAUUUUUUUUUUAACUACUGAAUGAUUUAUUGACACUUUUUUAUAUGUCCUUAAUCUCCUGAAUAUUAAAAUGUUUCAAAC